GAUUUUUUUCAAGCUGAAAAUGCAAAUAAGAGUGAUCAUCAUUCUGCAGAAGAUAUGUAUGUAGAAUUAAAUAACAUAGCUGAUAAAAAGGAAAUAAGUGCUAAAUUUAUACCUAAAAUUAAACUACAUAUAGUUAUAUUAUUUGAUAUGCAGCAGCUGUAA
Messenger RNA from Funneliformis mosseae, 162 nucleotides. NCBI's taxonomy places the organism in Eukaryota, Fungi, Glomeromycota, Glomeromycetes, Glomerales, Glomeraceae. The record is from the annotation of a GenBank genome assembly.